Messenger RNA from Phytophthora nicotianae INRA-310, 1266 nucleotides. RefSeq lists its product as hypothetical. The record is from RefSeq and is a predicted model, not a curated record. Gene Ontology annotation, biological process: fatty acid beta-oxidation. Gene Ontology annotation, molecular function: acetyl-CoA C-acetyltransferase activity. Lineage: Eukaryota; Oomycota; Peronosporomycetes; Peronosporales; Peronosporaceae. Bases 1 to 1266 code for a protein of 421 amino acids. The transcript is spliced from 5 exons.
AUGAGCUCCCCACCUCCUGCCAAGAAGACCCGCGUCAACGGCACUGCGUCCAGCUCUGCGCGCGACGUUUGCAUCGUCGGCGUCGCCCGCACGCCCUGCGGCUCCUUGCAGGGCAAACUGUCUACGCUCAAGGCCUCAGACCUCGCCGGUGUCGCCAUCAAAGAGGCAAUUGACCGCGCUGGAGUUCAACCAAACGACGUGGAGGAGCUUAUCUUCGGUCAUGUCAUCUCCGCCGGAGCAGGUCAGGCCCCCGGCAAGCAAGCUGCAGUGAGCGCAGGCCUCCCGCAGUCCGUCGUCUGCUCCUCGGUCAAUAAAGUCUGCGCCUCCGGGAUGAAGACGGUGAUGCUAGGAGCGCAGUCCAUUAUGUUGGGCCUGCGAGACGUGGUGGUGGUUGGUGGCAUGGAGAGCAUGAGCCAAGCCCCUCAUCUGUCCAAGAAAGCCAGGAGUGGCGCGAGAUACGGAGAUCUCGUCUUCUCCGACGCUCUACAGACCGACGGACUGUUUGAUGCCUUUGAGAACAUUCCGAUGGGGGAUAUAGCUGAGGAAUGUGCUCGUAAGCACGACAUUUCGAGAGAAGCUCAAGAUGCCUAUGCAGCCGAGAGCUACCGACGUGCUCUGGAGGCGACAAAGAGCGGGAAAUUCAAACGCGAAGUCGUCGAAGUCCAAGUCCCUUCUGCAAAACGUGGCGCUGCACCCCAGACAGUGACAGAAGACGAAGAGGUUGUUUUGAGACCAGUAGAUGUGGCGUCACUGAGUAAAUUGCGACCCUGCUUUAAGCCGAGUGGCAGCUAUGGACCAUCGGUGACUGCCGGCAAUGCGUCUCCCAUCAGUGACGGCGCUGCCGCUCUUGUCCUUAUGAGUCGCGAGAAAGCUAACGCCUUGGGACUCAACUCCAAGAUCCAGGCAAUUGUGCGGGGCUUUGGCGAUGCUGAACAGGAGCCACGGUCGUUUACUACCUCACCAGCUUUGGCUAUCCCAAAGGCACUUAUUAACGCUGGUGUGGAGCAAGAAGCUGUCGAUUUUUUCGAGAUUAACGAAGCUUUUUCGGUCGUUGCAUGUGCCAACACGAAGCUCUUGAAACUGGAUCCAGCCAAGGUCAACGUGUAUGGAGGUGCUGUGGCUAUUGGACAUCCGCUGGGCUGCUCCGGGGCUCGCAUCAUCGUGACGCUGUGCUCCGUGCUGCAUCAGGAAGGCGGUCGUAUUGGUUGCGCUGCUGUAUGCAACGGCGGCGGUGGUGCCUCAGCAUUAGUCAUCGAGAAAGCGUAA